Acipenser ruthenus (sterlet) is the source of this 3537-nucleotide messenger RNA. RefSeq names its product leucine rich adaptor protein 1-like. The record is from RefSeq and is a predicted model, not a curated record. Lineage: Eukaryota; Metazoa; Chordata; Actinopteri; Acipenseriformes; Acipenseridae. Gene Ontology annotation, biological process: positive regulation of cytokine production; positive regulation of canonical NF-kappaB signal transduction. The transcript has 2 exons. The coding region runs from base 612 to 1589 and encodes 325 amino acids.
GAAUCCCGUGUAUCUGUGGUGUCUCCAUUCAUGUAAGUGAACGAACAAGAAAAGGGGAGGGGAUCUAGUGAAAGAAUAUCUUUAUCUUGAGAAUUUCACAACAACGGAGGGUUGAUUUCAAUUUACCGUACACUAAAAAAGGGACGGGUAACUGGUGAGUCAGAGACGAUAUAAACAAGACCACAAAAAAAAAAAAAACUGCGUUUAUAUACUGGUGGAGAUCCAUCAUCAUAUGGAGUAUGCAUGCGCGAUGCACCAUAAAAAUACACGCCGUUUCCAAAUGUUAACUUGUCGAUUUGGAAGGUUGGAAAUCAUGUGCUGGUGUUUUUGCUUGCUGGCUUUUAAAAUUGUGUUUGUAGUGUCUUAAUUAAACAGCCGCAGGCAUUCGCUGUAUGGCAGAAUACUAUGUAGUAUUAACUAGUAGUACUGUACUUGUUUGGUACUGGAUGGGUUUAUUAUAUGGCUUUCUAUUUGGAACACAGACACGGAAUACAAGUUUGCUUACUAUGGGAUGGAAGAAGUGCAACGUAUUCAUUUGAUGGCUAGAAUGCGUUUUCAAAUUAGAUAACGUAGAUGCACGGGUACUGUAGAUUCUUAACACAGGGAAAUAAAUGGUGGACGAAACUAUCAGCGAGUCCCUCCCGGACCUUAAAGAUGUGGAAAGUAAAAUCGGAAGAAAAACGCCGGAAGGGUUGCUGAGAUGGCUGCGGGAGGACUCUGCUCUCCUUCUGGGUGACAACACCCUGAACCCCGGGGAGAGCAAAGAGCGCGAGCCGCUCCCGGGGAAGAAAGGUCUGGCUGAAAAAAUACGAGAUUUAAAACUCGAAAUGGCCUACCUGCGCUCCAUUGAUGUGAAGAUCCUUCAGCAGCUGGUCACGGUGAAUGAGGGGAUCGAGGCGGUCAAGUGGAUUCUGGAGGAGAAGGGGAACCUGGCCAGUCGCUGUAGCAGCCUGACCAGCAGCCAGUACAGCCUGGUGGAGAGCCAGGAGACCUCCAGGAGAGGCAGCUGGAACAGUCUGGUGGAGAGCCAGGAGACCUCCAGCCUGCAGGACCCCAAUGACAAACUGGACAACAUCUCCAUCGGCAGCUACCUGGACACCUUGGCAGAUGACAUGGAUGAGUACUGCCCAUCCAGUUCAGAGUCCGCAAUCUGCUCCACUGUGAAUGGCCAUAGUGGCCCCUGUGGCAGGUCUGAUCAUGAGCAGCAGUUGGGUGGUGGAGGAGGCAAAGCCUGCGGACAGGGCUCUCCUUUACACAGAACAGACCUGUUUAGGGAGAACCAGGGCUGGAGUAAGCCAGCCCAGGACCCUUCCAAAGUGGAGUCCAACAGACUUGACAGGGAGCUGCUUCCUUCAAAGUCACGCAACGUAGGGAAUGGCUAUCUGGACAAACCGGGUGCUGACCUUGACCACAUCCUGGAGACAAGGCCUCCUUUAGCAGACAAGCCAUACAAAGGCAGCCCCAAGCUGAACCAUUAUAAAAAUGGUAAAAUAGAUUUGGACAGCUGUAAACUGAACACUAAGAUCCACCUGGAGUACGAUGCACACUGGCGCUGGGUGCAGUCUCAGGACGAUGUGACGUUCUUGUAAGAGAGGGAGAAACCCGACAGGCAUCAGGGGUGAAGUGCCACUCCCCACCCCCAGGGCACCGAAAUUUAACCUAGCCACAAGCCAUGAGCUCUUCACAAGCAGAACUGGCACAAUGCUAGGUUUCAGGUGCUCAGUAUGAUUCUAGAAUGUUGCAAAACUUUACGCUACUAGAAGCUUAACAAAAGCCUAACUAUGUAAACUUGUUGAGGACAUCAGAUCGGAAGUAAUUUGAGUUGAUUUGAGACACAAUUUACAGGGGGGAAAAAUUAGUGCUUUGUUUUUGUCUUGUUGUCCAUGCAGCAGUAAAUAUUAAUAUAUCACUCCACCCCCUCACCCUUUUUCUUUCUAAAAACGCAAUGUGCUUGCAGCCCAGUUUGAUGCUUUCCAUUACCGUGCCUGCAGUUUGUACAUAAUUUAAAUAUUUGAUGUCUCCAGAUUCCCUCUCCUGUGGAAUCUAGAUACAGAAACUCCAUGUGUACACACUAGAGCUUCAGCCAACAGCAGUGCAACACAGAAGAGGGCUGACACGUAAAGACCCUGUACAUUCAUGCAUUGAUACAGCAUCUUAUUGGCCUGGAUACAGAUUUAAAUUUCCUGCAAGUUUGUACAUGAGAAACCCUUUUUAAUUGAUAGACCUGCCAUUUGUUUUUACAUUUGGAAUAUAUACUACAGCAGACGGCAGCCAUAUCAUUGUAGAGAUGCAGGCUAAUGCAGGUGGAGCACAACUAUAGGAGCAGGACAAAUAAAACCGCAUUGCUCUGUGAUCACGAUGUUGUAGAGUUCAUACUGUUGGAUUGCACCUUCUUACCGUGGACAAUAUCUCAAUAAACCGACCUAAAAACUGACAGCAUUCAACACGAUUAACAUUCCUAUUAAUAGCUCAUCUGGGGAUUUGUGUUGCUGGUACAGGCAAGAGAAUGACUGCACUGGCAAACAAUAAAACAGAAUCUGGAACAUCAAGCAAAACUGUUUAACAACAACCACCAAUUUGCAAAACAAUGUAGCUGAACUCGCUUUGAGGAAAUGCCGGUGCCAAAACACAGCUUUAAGAAAAGGCAUGUCUGUGAGACUGCCUUCAUUAGCACUAUCCACCAAAGUAGCAAUGGAUGUGAAAAUAACCUAGCUAGCAUAGGAGCUGACCCACGAUUGACAGAAAACAGCUCUUCCAUAAUCAGCUUUCUUCAGAGGGAAAACAUCAUCUUCAUGUCCUCCUGUAGUUUUUAAGUGGGGAAAGGGUUCAACUAAACCUCCAGUUCCUACAUGCUGUUGGAUUAGGGGGUGGGGGUGGGGGUUGAUGGUUAAAACUAGUGUGACCUUCAGGCUUACUUCUGAUUACAUCACCUCAACUUGAGGAACAGAAUGGGCUGCUGAGCAGCAUACUAAUGGGCAAUUCCACAACACAUGAGAGACCAUCAUGUUUCUCUCUCCAUACCCUUGCAUAGAAACCUCGGAAGCUUAAUAGUCCACAUAGUUUGUGUCUAGACCAGGGUUGCCGUCAAGCUUUUGAGAAGAAAAAAAAACUGAAAGGAAAAUUAACUGAAACUUUCUAUAUGUGUGUGUGUCUGUCUGUGUGUGUAUCCUCACCAACUCUCUUAGAUGUGGUUCCUCAAUUAAUAUGGAAAUGAUAUUCUGAAUUUGCCAAAGCUGAAUGUGCUUUUGAUUUGGGAGAAAGAAAAGCCAUUGAAGCGAAGUCUUGAGCGGUGGCUGGGGGUUGCUGCUGCCAAAGGGCGAUUCUUCUGGUGUUUGAACUGGAUUGUGUUUAGUGUGUAAUGGUCUGCAGAUUGAAUAGAAGUAGUUUUUUGUAAGAUAAUGUAGAUCUGUGAAUUGUGAAACAUAUGCAUUAGGUAAACAUAUAUGCUUCUGGUAAAAAAAAAAAUAAUAAUAAUAAUAAAUAUGUACAUAAAGUCCGUAGCCUGCACAUGAAAACAAUAAAACCUGUUAAAACAAA